This is a messenger RNA of Platichthys flesus (European flounder), 1975 nucleotides long. Its product is annotated as 4-galactosyl-N-acetylglucosaminide 3-alpha-L-fucosyltransferase 9-like. Lineage: Eukaryota; Metazoa; Chordata; Actinopteri; Pleuronectiformes; Pleuronectidae. Bases 280 to 1449 code for a protein of 389 amino acids. Gene Ontology annotation, molecular function: alpha-(1->3)-fucosyltransferase activity. Gene Ontology annotation, cellular component: membrane. The record is from RefSeq and is a predicted model, not a curated record. The transcript has 3 exons.
AAACAUUACACCUGUUCUGAUGCUGCAAAACUUGUUUGACAGACAGUUGUCUGACGGAGUUAUUCUUGUUAUUUCCUUUCCACCAUUCACAUGUGAUCGUUGUUCUUGGACGGUGCAGGAAAGCACCAGCUUGUCGAGAAUCAAAGGACAUUUUAGACUCUGCGUUUAUAUUUCAGACAAAUGUUGAACAACAUUACAUUUUUUAAGAAACUUUUUUUUCGUCUUCAAGACAUGAGCCUGUAAUGAAGGUCAUGGCUGCAAAAGUUUAAGAGGUGAACCAUGUCCCUGUCAAGCUGCCAGAUGACUCGUCAGAGGCAAUUUGCCUCCGGCUGCUUCCUGUUGGUGUGUUUCCUGGUCAUUUUAUUUACAUACUACAAGCCUGAAAUCGAGUUCCCGGAUUUUCGUGAUUAUCUGAGGAGAGGCAAUCAUUCUUGUGAGUGCCCUGUGGAAGCACAUAUCCAGGACUCAAACCUAAACCGUUCCUCGGAGCAGCAAGUGGAAGCACCUACCGAUGGUCCCCAGCAUAUCCAGGACGUGGAGGUGGACGCUGAGCCUGAUACUCUUCUCUUGAUUUGGACGUGGCCAUUUGGCUCCAAAUUCGAUCUCAACUGCGAUAUGUUCAAUUAUAAAGGAUGCCGCUUGACCGAUGACAAGUCUCUUUACCAACAAGCCCACGGGGUUUUCAUCCACCACAGGGACAUUCAUGGAAAUCUGGGAAACUUGCCGAGUGAGCCACGUCCCUGGUUUCAGAAAUGGGUUUGGAUGAACAUGGAGUCACCUACACACUGUUCAAAAUUACCCGGACUUGAUAACUUGUUCAACUUGACCUCCUGUUAUCGCUCAGAUUCACAUAUCCCAGUGCCUUAUGGGCAUUUGGUGCCACAAACAUCUGAGGUGGAGAGUUUCCAGCUGCCAACCAAAGACAAGUUGGUCUGUUGGAUCGUGAGCAACUGGCAUGACGGGCACAAAAGAGUUCAGUACUACAACGAGCUAAAAAAACACAUCCAGUUAGAAACUUACGGGAGGGCUUUUGGCAAAAAUGUAGAUGAUCAAAACUAUGCCAAAAUAUUAUCUAGUUGUAAAUUCUACCUCUCCUUUGAAAACUCUCAGCACACAGAUUAUAUCACAGAGAAGGUAUUCAAUCCCAUGAAACUGGGAACUGUACCUGUAGUUCUUGGCACUUCAAGAGAAAACUACGAGGACCAUAUCCCAGGGGACUCUUUUAUUCAUGUCGAUGACUUUUCCACUCCAAAGGAGCUGGCAGAGAGGCUCCUUCACCUAGACCAGAAUAUGACUGAAUACAUGAGAUUCUUUGACUGGAAAAAUAGGUAUAAAGUUGAAGGUUCACAGUUCGGCAGAGAACAUGCCUGCAAAGCUUGUCGUUACUUAGAAAAAAACAAAGGAUACCAAGCUAGUCAUUCUCUUACCAAGUGGUUCUGGGACCAAUAGCACUAAAUAUAAGAGCAUUGGUCAAAUUAUCUUUUCAUAUGGUUCACUGAUAAGAAUGGACUUAAGGGAAUUUCUCUGGUGAAGGAAUCAUAAUAUGAACUGGAUUCUACCCAGGACCCAGUAUUUCUUAUGAAGGGGUUCACCCCUGUCAGACUGGUUGGUAGAAGGGUGAGGUCUGGACCCAAAAGGACUCACUCACUUUGGGGGCGAUUUUUAAUUAAGGGGGCAGAUCAAAGAAAAUGUCACCUUUUGUGUUUAUAAAAUGUUAUCUUAAUAUCUUCGGAAAUUGUGGAUAUUUAAGAAAGGUGAACCGGGAACAACUGGAUGCAGAUAUGGAUGUAUACUCUCUAAAUUUGAACUAAUGUCAAACAGCUCCAUGUUGUGGUGGUGGAAUCUUAAGUAAGAUAGCCUGUGAAAUACAAACUGAUAAAUAUACUUUGUUGAAUGUGUCUUUAUGUGCAUCUUUCACAACGAGGUGACAUCCUCACAUCCUUCAUGACACUCUCACAAUAAAAUUUUGAUUAGG